Messenger RNA from Arachis stenosperma, 2997 nucleotides. RefSeq names its product zinc finger BED domain-containing protein RICESLEEPER 2-like. The record is from RefSeq and is a predicted model, not a curated record. Gene Ontology annotation, molecular function: DNA binding; protein dimerization activity. The transcript is spliced from 7 exons. The coding region runs from base 1 to 2997 and encodes 998 amino acids. NCBI's taxonomy places the organism in Eukaryota, Viridiplantae, Streptophyta, Magnoliopsida, Fabales, Fabaceae.
AUGUCGCUCGAAGUUAUAAUCAUCGAAUUAAAGAAUAGUUGGGAAGGUCAUUUUCAAGUGAUAGGUACGUUCUCUGGAAAUGCCUAUCAGAUUAAAGAUAUUGAAUCAGGAAAAGUGAUUGAUUCGAUUAAUGGGAACUGUUUAAACUCUUGGAGUGAAGCAGAAUAUGGCGUGUUAACUGGUAGAUCAAAGGAAGAAGUCAAGCAAUCUUCUAGAAGAUCCAACUCGAUCAAAGGCCUUGAUAUUGUAGGCCUUGAGAUUGUUGGUAUAGGCACUGGCACUUUGUUUUCUUGGAUGAUUCUAUUCAGAAUAGAAGUCAAGUCUUCCAAAGUAGCACUGGUUGGAGUGGUAGAAACAUUUGACGUUCUUGGUCUUGGUCUUGGAGGUAGGGGUAACCCUAGCUUUCUUCUUCCCUUUUACGCGAACGGUGAUUCUGUCCCGAGCUCUCUUUUUCUCUUCCACGGUUCCACCUCCGAUUCGGCGAUUCCUCCAUCCUCGAGAGAAGGAGACCCUGAGGGAGCCAGAGUGCUGUCCAGUGUCCACCGUGAAGGAAGUCGCCACUCCUUGCUCGAAGGUGUUCAGUCAUCGCCGCCGCAGGGUAGCCGUCGCUGGGUCGCUGUCGCCGAGGAGCAUUCCAUUCACCGAGCAGCAGUCCUGUCACGGAGCAGCAGUCCAGUCGCCAACAAGACUCCAGUGGCCAUCGCAGUCCAACACUCCAACUCGAGCGACCAUAAGCAUAAAGCACUCCUGUCAGUCUGUCACCAAGCCAUCUCCUGCAAAAAGCAACUCCACAAUGUCUUCUUCGGAGAAAUUCUGUUUUUAGAUUCUGAACAAGCAGUUAUGGAUGCUAAUAUGAUUACUAUUCUCUUUGGAGAACACAUAAUAUGGCCAACAAGCAAUGAGGUGCCCAGUGAGCGGACACCUGAAGUUGGGGGUGAAAUUGUUGAGUCCGCGGUACGUUCUUCAACGGACAGCGGCGUGCUUACCAAACCCCCGCCCCCUCCUAGAUCAAAGAAGAGGAAGGUUCAUUCAACUAAUGUGGGUGCAACUCCGGGAGCAACUCCAACAAAUCCAUCUCCAAGCACUCUAGAAACUGAUGAAGAGGAUAGCAAGGAUGAAGCUAAUGAAGGUAACAGAAAACCUUCUAGACCUAGAUCUUGGACUUGGGAACACUUUACAAAGGAUCCUAAUUCCAAGCCAUCACAUCCUAGGGCUAAAUGUAAUUGGUGUGGUGCAUCAUAUGCAUGUGAUUCUCAUAGAAAUGGUACAACUAAUAUGCGUUAUCAUUUGUUAAACCAAUGUAAAAAAUUUCCUAGGGAGUCGGGUGACCCUAGUCAAAUAAUCCUUACCUUCCAACAAAAAAAAGAGGGUGAAGGGGUAUUUACUGCAGUUACUUUUGAUGCUAAAAUGUGUAGAAAAGUCCUUGCUAGGAUGAUAAUUGUUGAUGAGCUACCAUUCAAGUUUGUUGAGGGGGAGGGAUUUAGAUUCUAUAUGAGUAUUGUGCAACCUAGAUUUUCAGUUCCGCGAAGGAUUACUAUUGCUAAGGACUGUUGGAAUCUUUAUAUUAGUGAGAAGAAUAGGUUGAAAACUGUGUUCAAGCAACCGAAUCAAUCUAUUUGUUUAACUAUUGAUUGUUGGACUUUGACUUCUGUGCAAAAUCUGAAUUAUAUGUGUCUCAUUGCUCAUUACAUUGAUCAUGAUUGGAAACUGCAAAAGAGGAUUAUCAAUUUUUGUCUUAUUAAAAACCACAAGGGAGAAACAAUUGGUAGAAAAAUUGAGAGAUGUCUUUUGGGGUGGGGGAUAUCUAGAGUGUUUACAAUUACUGUUGAUAAUGCUAGUUCUAAUGAUACUGCAAUAUCUUACCUAAGAACUAGAAUGGAGGAUUGGAAUUUACAUCCUUUGAAAGGAGAGCAUUUGCAUGUUAGGUGUUGUGCACAUAUUCUUAAUCUUGUUGUUAAUGAUGGAUUGAAAGAGAUGCAUGAAUCUAUUAGCAAGAUAAGAAAUGCUAUUAGAUAUGUGCGUGCUUCCCCUAGUCGUAUGAAUAGGUUCAAAAAUUUUAUUAAGGAAGCUAGGAUACAAGACAAGUGUACUGUUCAACUCGAUGUUCCCACUAGAUGGAACUCUACAUACACCAUGCUUGAAAGUGGUUUGAAGUUUCAAAAGGCGUUCAAGAGGCUAGGGGAGAGAGAUACAGAAUAUGCUCUAAUGCAAGGUGGUAUUCCGAUGAAUAUUGAUUGGGACAAUGCAAAACACUUUAUGGAAUUCUUGAAAAUUUUUCAUGAUGUUACAAAGAGUGUGUCUGGUAGUUUGCUUGUGACUUCUUCUCAAUAUUUUCAUGAGUUUUGUAAGAUUUUGCGUGUGUUCAAUGCUUCUUGUGGUAGUCGAGAUCCAUUACUUGGGAGUAUGGCUGAGAGGAUGAAGCUUAAGUAUGACAAGUACUGGGGUAACAUUAAAAAUAUCAAUAUGAUGAUUUUUGUUGCUGUGAUUCUUGAUCCUAGAUACAAGUUGAAGUUUGUGAACUUUAGCUUUGAAAAGCUAUAUGAUAAGGAUGAUGCUGAUUUUUUGGGUGCAAAAGUGAAAGAAACCUUCUCCAAGAUGUUUGAAUGCUAUAUGAAUGCAAAUAAUGGGGGAAGAUCUUUUACUUCAACAACAAUGGAUGGUGCAUCAGAUGUGGGAGUACCUGAUGGCGACAUGGCUGGUGAUUUUUUUAAGGAGGUGCAUUUUCAUGAGAUCAUCAACAAGAAUGAGGUGGAUUUGUAUUUGAUGGAUGGUUUAGAGAAGCCUCGUGAUCAAAAUACUUUUGACAUAUUGAAUUGGUGGAAGGUAAAUUCUAGCAAGUAUCCUAUCUUAUCCCAAAUAGCUAGAGAUGUCUUAGCAAUACCGGUCUCAACUGUUGCUUCAGAAUCAGCUUUUAGCACUGGUGGAAGAGUGCUUAACAACUAUAGGAGUUCUUUAACUCCAAAGACAAUUGAGGCAUUGAUAUGUACACAAAAUUAG